Argiope bruennichi is the source of this 2335-nucleotide messenger RNA. It is a transcript of the gene thoc5, whose product is annotated as THO complex subunit 5 homolog B-like. Gene Ontology annotation, cellular component: THO complex part of transcription export complex. The coding region runs from base 148 to 2190 and encodes 680 amino acids. Gene Ontology annotation, biological process: mRNA export from nucleus; positive regulation of DNA-templated transcription, elongation. Lineage: Eukaryota; Metazoa; Arthropoda; Arachnida; Araneae; Araneidae. The transcript has 19 exons. Gene Ontology annotation, molecular function: mRNA binding. The record is from RefSeq and is a predicted model, not a curated record.
GAAAAGAUUUUGAAGUGAAGAAAUACAUUGUAUAGAAAAAGAGUCUUAAGAUAGUUAUAAAAAUAAGUUAUAUUUAAUUAUUUAUUGAAACGUUCUUCUUAUUGUAAAGAAAAUUGAAGAGAUAAAUUUUCAAACUAAAUUUCUGCUAUGAACAAGAAAGAAAAAGCUGAAAUCAGUUCCCGCGAAAAAAAGGCUAAGCGCCUCAAAACUCAUCAUGCCAGACCCAAUAUCUUAUCCAUUUUACCGGUUAAUGUAGACUGUUUUCGCUUAGAAGAACAAGAACCAGCAGAUUAUUGUUAUGAAAAUUUUGUUGAAACUUGUCAAAAAAUGCGUGACUAUUUUCAUAAUAUAUGCAUUUCAAGAAGAGGGAAAGAAAAUGAAAGUGUGAUUUUGCAGUUAAGACCUUUUGUUUGUAUGCUAACAAUGCGCUUGAAGAAGUUGAAUCGUUUGGAUAAGCAUCAAUGGAAAAAGUCCAGAGAUGCUGUAAAUGAGCGAAAACAGAAGGUGGAUGCUUUGCACCUUCAUUACCAAAAUCUUCUUUACGAAGUCACCCAUCUGCAGAAAGAAGUAACUAAAUGUUUGGAAUUUAGAUCCUUGGAUGAAGAAAUUGAACUUGUUACUGUGGAAGAAUUUUACAGAGAUGCACCAGAUGCAAUUUCUAAGCCAGACAUUACCAUGCUUGAUCCACAUGAGCUUAGACUUGCAAGAUUAUUUUGGGAAUCUGAACAAAGGAAAAGAUUUGCUCAGAAACUCAAAGAGGCUGAAAUCACAAAGCAGCUUUACAUUGAAUCCCAAAAAAUUCUUCAAGAAAAUCUUGCCAGUAUUCUUCCCAUCUUGAGGUCCAUAAUUGAUGCUGCUGAACCAUUUGAGAGCAAGAUGGGUAUGCCACUUCAGGUAAUGCAUGUCACUCAUAAACUUGCAAGAUAUUUGCCAAAACCUCUAUAUGUAUUGUAUGUUCAAGCCAAUGCAUACAAGGAACAUUAUGAAGGGAAAAAAAUUGAAAUCGAUAUAGAAGGCAAUAUUGAUGACAUUAAGACUCUUCAACCCAAGCCAGAAGAAUUAUCUGAUGAGAGUGGUGAAUCCGACAGAGAAGAAAGCACUGAAGUGGAUGUACACAGACAUGCAGGAUCACACAAAAAAAGUGAAGUUAAGAAAGAUAUUUUAAUAAAACAUCCAAUGACAGUUGUUAUUACUAUUGAAAAAGAAUCUAAAAUUGUUUUAGAAUUUAAGUAUCUUAUUCAUCUUCACAUUGCAACUGUUGCUGUAAAGUCCCUUAACCCAGAGCCUAUGUCAUCUGAACUUAUUGGUGAUCUUUUAAGAGCUAGCACUUUCCUUAAUUGUCUAUUUUCUGGCGAUAGAGGACACGAAUCUCCAAAUCUUGCAAGCAUUUAUAUGCUGAAAACAAAAUUUGGUUAUGAUGAGAAUCCCUUUUCAAAUGAAACUACUGGAUGGCCAUAUAAUUGGGUUCAAACAAUAUGUGGCCUGGAAUUUCUUUCUCCAGAUCCGGAAAAUGUACUGGAUUCUAAAGAUUUUUAUCGAAAGAUCCCUCCCAGCAUGGAAAAAAUUAUCGAUACCAUAAUCUCACGACUUGUGUCUCGCAACCAACUGUAUCAUCAGAUUCUUUCACUGGAGCAAAGAAUUAAUGCUCCACCUAAGUUCGCUGCUCUUUAUCCUUCAAAUAUUUCACCUCAGAUUAAGAAAUGGUGUCCUGUAUCAUGGAAAGAAGUUUUAAAUUAUCCAAAAGCAGAGGAAUUACAAAAUCUUGGAAUUGUGAGUGAAGAUUCUCUUGUCUAUAAAGCUGAGCUACAACGUGGUUCAGCUUCCUUGUCUGUGUUGGUAACUAUAGCUCCUGAGUACCCCAUGAAAACACCUGUUUUCUUACUGAGCUUAAAUUGGAAGGGGUUCCAUACCACAACAACCAACUUUGCUCUGAGAGAGCUAGAAGAGGAAAUAAAUGUUCAUUUUAUUGAAAAUUUGCAAUCGGAAUUCAAGGAUAGUGUCCUUUUAUGCCAAAUGUAUCACCUGGCUGUGUGUUUUGAUGUAUUUCUGGAAACAGAAUUUUCUGGGGAUUCUUUUGAAGGACCUCAUGAGUUUCAACGAGAAAAGGUGGUUGUAAGAUACAACAGAGGUUCCAGUAGAAGUCGACCAUACAAAUGUGUAUCCAGUCAAGGCAUUUUUACAUACAGAUAAUUUAACUUAUUUAAAAGAAAUACUUUUUUAUUGAUUAUUUUUAUGAUUCAUUUGUCAUUUCAUUAAUUUUCAUCACAUUAAAAUGAAACAUGAGUAAGUGCUGGAAAUUUUGUCAUAUCUUUUGGAAGUCCAUAACAAAAGAAUU